AUGAAAACAACGACGCUCUUGAGCCUGGCGGUCGUCACCUCUGCCUUCUCAGUCUCUGCCUCCGCUGCGCCAGAUCUGCAUCGGGUGGUACUGGAUAGGGUAGUACGCACAGAGGAAACAGAAAGGACAAGUCAUCAAGUCCAACAAGCCCUCGCCCGAUACUCUCAACCCUCCAUGACCGAGAUUGUACAACAACAGCAAAAAGAACAACAAGAGCAACAAGGGCGGAAGGAGAUGAUAACGAAGGAGGAAGAGGAGGAGGGGAAGGCGUUAGGUUUGGAGCAACGGUUGUUGAGGAUCCCGUCUAGGGUUCUGAGGCGCUUGAGGGGGCAGGCGCAAGUGGCGUUGGUUCAGGAGCAGAGGUUGGAGCAGGAGCAGGAGCAGGAUGGGCAACAGCAGCAGGAGCAGAGGAAGGAAGCUCAGUCGGUUUUUAGUGCUGAGGUUGGCGGUACGAAGGAGAAGAACGCCAAGGAUAAGAAGACGGAUAAGGAGUAUGAUGUCUAUGAAGACGACGACGACGAUAACGACGUUGAUGAUCACGGCGAGCUGGAGAAUGGAAAUGAGGAUGAGAAGAAGGGUAAGAAUACAGGCGGUGUGGAUAAGAAGGAGAAGGAGAAGGAAAAGGAGGACAAGAACGAGAAGGAGGAGGAGGACAAGGCGGUCGCUUCAGUGAUAGAGUUGGCACAAUUCGAUUCUGCGUCGUCGCGUCGGUCCAAGGCUAUUGACUCUGAGCGUGUCCCCAUCGAGUACAACCCCUCUGAAGUCGCCUUCGUGGGACAAGUAGGAAUCGGCACGCCAAACCAAUACUUCAACCUCGAAUUUGACAUUGGCUCCUCCGAUACAUGGGUAACAUCUGCGCGUGCAAACUGUUCCCAGAACAGCCCCUGUUCCACCACCGCCCGUCGUGGCUUCCGCGCUGAGCGGUCUAGUACGUUUGAGAGUGCACCCAAUAUCUCGUGGCAUUUGGAGUUGAGCAAUGGGCUGGCGGUGAAGGGGAGGUUGGGGACGGAUGUGGUUCAGGUGGCGGGAUUUGUGGUUGACAGGCAGGUCAUUGGGGUUGCAGAUUCUUUGAAGGAUAUGAAGGAGAACGGGAUUGAUGGGUCUUUUGGGCUGGGACUUAUGGACCUGACUUUCAGUGGCGACCCAACACCGGUAGACAACCUGAUCAACGCAAACGCAAUGCGUUCAGAAGUAGGCGUCUGGUUCGGAUCCGGCAACCAAGGCGGAGAACUAACCUUUGGGGGCCAAGACCGUGCCCGCUACACAGGCUCCCUAUCCUACUACCAAGUCCCCGCGGGUUCUGCAUACUGGUCAACCCCGAUCCACUCCCUAACCGUUAUCAACGACAAGUCGAUCGAAUUCAAGGACAAGAUCCCUCGGAACAAACGGAGCGUCGACCAAGUGAACUCUCGUGUCGGGACAGGGACCGGGAUCAGUGUGCCGAAUGUGAUUUUUGAUACCUCGACGAAUAUUAUCUUGGUCCCGCCGCGGGUUGCGUAUAGGACGCAUCAGUUGAUUCAUGAUUACUUUUGGGGGUGGUAUUCCGGGUAUAGCUAUAUUUCGGGCUUGUAUACGGUUUCGUGCGAUAUGAGCCAGAUUGAUCUUUGGUUCGAUCUGGGGCCUCAGGCCGCCAAUCCCACUCCUGCACCCGAGAUCGUUGUCGCCAGUCAAGAUGGCGCCGCCUCAGGAACAACACCCGCCGCAUCACCCACCAGCGAGGACUUUCCCCAAGGCUCCACGCAAUCCUCAACAUCCUUCACAAAAGGCAACAUCACAACCGCCGGUGAAUGGACGUCGACCAACAAAUUCAGAGUCCGUGGUCAAGACCUAGUCCGCGAACGCGUACCCGUCAUCGGUGGGAUCUUCAACCUCUGCUUCUCGGGGAUCCAGGCGUCCAAGAACGACGAGGACGAUUGGGUGUUUGGGAACAUUUGGUUCAUGAACAAUUAUAUGACGCUUGAUCAUCGUCGUCGUCUCAUAGGUAUUGCGCCUGCAGUCCAGUCGUAG
Messenger RNA from Linnemannia hyalina, 2007 nucleotides. The record is from the annotation of a GenBank genome assembly. Lineage: Eukaryota; Fungi; Mortierellomycota; Mortierellomycetes; Mortierellales; Mortierellaceae.